GUGUUGCUAUGUCCGUUGCUAUGUUUUUUAUAUUAAGGAAAAGUGGCAUGUACUUUUAAAAUAAUUUUACAAUAUGUCUCCUUUUCUGUUUUUCAGUUUUAGUUUCUUAUUUGAAACGACAUGUAUAUAUGGACUGCUGUUGAAGUAAUUCAUAAAUCUCCUUCUAAAAUAUAAGAGCAACAUGCUGUUGUCGAGAACAAAGCCAGCUCAAGCGAGUGGAAGUACUGCUUCUGUAGAUUCUAAGAGCCGCUCUAAAGUUCCUACUCUAGAAGAAUUUGUUAAAAACAGAGAUUUCACUGGAGCACUUACAUUGUUAGAAUUUUCUAGAAAUAGUGGAAAAGGUGACCUCAGGAAUGAUUUAUGGAUAGCUUACUGUGCCUUUCAUCUCUCAGAUUAUAGAAGAGCUAUGGAGGAAUAUAACAAAAUUCUGCAGAGAGAAGAUGCACCAGCUGAAGUUUGGACAUACUUAGGAUGUUGUUAUUUUUAUCUAGGAAUGUAUAAAGAAGCAGAUGCAGCUGUGACUAAAGGGCCAAAAUCAGAUCUGCAGAAUCGCCUACAAUUUCAUCUUUCUCAUAAAUUUGGAGAUGAGAAGUUGUUAAUGGUGUAUCAUCAGCAGUUGAAAGAUAUACUGGAAGAUCAGUUAUCUCUGGCUUCUAUUCAUUAUCUAAGAUCUCAUUAUCAAGAAGCCAUAGAUAUAUACAAGCAUAUUCUUCUGGAUAACAGGGAAUCAAUUGCACUGAAUGUUUAUGUUGCACUCUGCUAUUAUAAAUUAGAUUAUUACGAUGUCUCACAAGAAGUUUUGGCUGUGUAUUUGCAACAUUAUCCUGAUAGUGCUACAGCUGUGAAUUUAAAAGCAUGUAAUCAUUUUCGCUUGUACAACGGGAAAGCAGCUGAAGCUGAAUUGAAAAGUUUGCAAGACAUAUCAUCUCCUUCCUUUACAUAUGCAAAAGAUUUAAUUCGUCAUAAUUUGGUAGUAUUUCGUGGUGGGGAAGGUGCUCUUCAGGUCUUGCCUCCAUUAGUUGAUGUAUUUCCAGAAGCUAGAUUGAAUUUAGUCAUUUAUCAUUUGAAACAAGAAAAUGUUCAAGAAGCUUUUAACCUAAUUAAAGACCUUGAACCAGCUGUACCUCAUGAAUAUAUAUUAAAAGGUGUUGUGAAUGCAGCUAAUGGACAAGAACAAGGAUCACGAGAAUAUUUGAAAGUUGCUCAACAGUAUUUUCAGUUAGUUGGUGGAUCAGCAAGUGAAUGUGAUACGAUUCCUGGACGACAGUGUAUGGCAUCCUGUUUUUUCUUGUUAAAGCAAUUUGAUGAUGUUUUACUUUAUUUAAAUUCUAUCAAAAGUUAUUUUUACAAUGAUGAUACAUUUAAUUUCAACUUUGCACAAGCAAAAGCUGCUACUGGUAACUUCAAAGAGGCAGAAGAGGUUUUUCUUCUAAUUCAAAAUGAAAAGAUAAAAAAUGAUUACACAUACCUCAGUUGGUUGGCUCGGUGUUAUGUAAUGAAUAAGAAACCUCGACUGGCUUGGGAAUUAUACUCAAAACUUGAACACUGCAACGAAUCUUUUAGUCUACUUCAACAGAUUGCCAAUGACUGCUACAAGAUGGGGCAGUUUUUCUAUGCAGCAAAAGCUUUUGACAUUUUAGAACGAUCGGAUCCCAAUCCUGAAUUUUGGGAGGGUAAAAGAGGAGCAUGUGUUGGAGUUCUACAAAUGAUUAUUGCAGGGCAUGAGCCAAGCGAAUCAUUACAAGAAGUAUUUCAAAUUCUGCGCAGCACAACUAAUCCACAAGCCGAAAAAAUAAUAAGAGUUGCUAAAAACUGGGCAAAAGAAAGUAAGCUAGCUGUAUAAUCAAUUAAUCGUUAGUUUUUGUUUCAAGCUUGUCGAUACAAUAUAGACAUUUACAAGAAACUACAAAAUGAACUUGAAAGUGUACUUUUAAGAGAAUUUUCUUAGAUCACUCAAAUACUGCAUAUUAUAAAGUGAAUUUUUACUUAUAUUUUUUCACUUUUUAAGCUGAUUUUUAAUUUAAAUAUUUGUAUGGUUUGAGUAAUUUACGUGCCUUGUUAUGUCAAAUCUGCUGGCAUUCGAAAGGAAUUUUUUUAUACAUUAAGAUUUCUAAUUUGUAGCACUUUAUUUUUGAAUGUUUAAGGACAUGGAAGUGAAGAGUACUUUAUACCAGAUAAAUUAUAAAUCAUUUUAUAUUUAGAGACUGAAAGAUAUAAGUUUUAUACAUAUCGCAUAAUACAAGUUUUAGCUGAAAUCGUUGCAUGGGCUUUAAAUGAUAAUAACUUUAGAUGUGUAGUCAACUCUCAAUUUGCCCAAUAUACAGUGAAUUCAUCAUUUAUUGUGGUUAGCUAUUGGAUAGUACACAACUGAUAUUGAUUAGUAGACUAUUAUAAAUCUUGUAUUGUCUAAUAUAGGUUUGUACUUUUUACUGAUUUUGUAAAUCUUGUUUGUUUACUUAUUUUAUCAUUCAUAAUUUGCUAAAGAAAAACUUUUCUAUAAGUGUUAAUGUUUCUCCCAUGGAGUCCUUCAUAGAAAUCUCUUACACAAAGCUGUCAAUUCAAGUUUGAUUUUUUUCCCCUUUCUAAAGCCACUAGUCAGAACUGAUAACUUGAAAAAAAAAAAAAAAAAAAAAAAACUUAUGAUAGAUAUUUUUAAGGAAUUCUUAUUUAGCAAACUAUUAUUUGGUAAGUGCACCUCAUUAACAAUAAACUGCAACUGAUGUUUAUAUAAAUAAACUAUGCAAUUUGUAUAAACUAACUUAGAAAUAUUAUUUUUUUCCCUGACUGUCUAAAUGAGAAUCGAAAAAACAAAAAUUAGUUUUUUUAACUUUUAUCAUUAAAUUCAAAUUUUUUGCUCCAAAAUCUGCUCUUUUCUCAUAUAUGAGCAGCAGACUUAUAAAAUGUUUAAUGUAUGGCAAUGAAUUAUUUCUCCCCCUGUUUAGAUUAAAGCUUGUUGAUGUACAUUCUGUUAAAAAUGCAAAUAUUCUAGUCACAGUUUGUUAUGUUGCUGAGAUUAUAUCGUUGAAAUAUAUGUGUUAAAUUAUAAAUGUGCAAUAUUUUAACUUUUCAUUUGUAAUUGUUUUAAAAUACCAUUAUAGAAAAAUGAAAUAUAUGUUUAUUAUAUGAAUAAAUAUGUUCAUUUACAAUGAUGAAUGUUUAAGUUAA
Molecule: messenger RNA, 3165 nt
Organism: Stegodyphus dumicola
Lineage: Eukaryota; Metazoa; Arthropoda; Arachnida; Araneae; Eresidae
Gene: Ttc26
Product: tetratricopeptide repeat domain 26
Biological process (GO): intraciliary anterograde transport; intraciliary transport involved in cilium assembly
Cellular component (GO): intraciliary transport particle B; ciliary base; ciliary basal body
Molecular function (GO): protein binding; intraciliary transport particle B binding
Source: RefSeq, a predicted model, not a curated record